Messenger RNA from Lindgomyces ingoldianus, 1111 nucleotides. RefSeq lists its product as uncharacterized. The record is from RefSeq and is a predicted model, not a curated record. Lineage: Eukaryota; Fungi; Ascomycota; Dothideomycetes; Pleosporales; Lindgomycetaceae. The coding region runs from base 399 to 1025 and encodes 208 amino acids. The transcript is spliced from 2 exons.
AGCAGCUCUGUACACAGUCGCGCAGUAGUAGUACAUUCUUGAAAACAGGUACAGGCCCAAUUUUUUCACGAUGCAUUUCUCUCCUUUAUUGUUUCUUCUCUUUAGGAACCGAUACCUACCUCAUUGUGAGUGUGAUAAGCGUUGACCUACACAGCCCAAUCAAUUUCACAAUCAAUAACUUCUCUUUCUUAAAACAAUCUUUUGCGCUUCAGAUUUCGCACCCUCUACCAACGACACAGGCCAAACGCAGCCUAAACGCAGCCAAUUUAGCGUCUUUAUAACUCCCUACGAAUGAAAUAAGCUUUCGGACUUGCUCCUGGCGACAAGUCAUUAUACAAACUAUUCAACAACCUAUCCCCCUGGACUAAACAACAGGCUUGAGGGCGUCCUCCUACACAAUGCUUCUUACGGCUGCCCUCCUCGCUGCUAGUGCACUUUCCCUCACUACGGCUGCUCCUCUUACGAAGAUCCGGUCAACCUUGACGGCGGAUACCAUCAUAGCCAUCGCACCUUUAACGGCGAGUUGUGUCAACGCACCUGCAGAUGCUCCUGGCGAAUGUCGGACUGCGGCACAAGCGGCAGGCCCUAUUGCGAAAUCAUUCACUAAGUACGGCAUUGACAGCGCCGGCGAACAAGCGGCCUUGAUUGCCCUAAUGCUAUUCGAAAGCGGCAACUUCAAGUACAACAAGAACCACUACCCUGCCCCUGGUAGACCUGGGCAAGGUACGAGAAAUAUGCAACUUCCGGGGUUGAACCUACAGUAUGCAGCAUCGCUGUUCGGCGCUGCAACGGUCCAGGAGGCGGGCGAUGCAACAGCUGUUCUUAACUUGGUCGGCGGAGAUGAUGAGAGCUUCGGUUCAGCAGCAUGGUUCUUGAAAACCCAAUGUUCACAGACUAUCAGGGAAGGUCUUGCAUCUAAGGCCGAUCCUCUUACGGGAUGGCAAAAUUACUUGACUGGAUGUGUUGGAACAACCCUCGACCCUCAAAGGACAGAGAUCUGGACCACGACCCGCCAAUUUAUCUAGGGAAGCUACCCAGUGCAGUGUCUAUAUUGUACAAUACAUGUUUGUGAUAUACAAAUAAACUUGUUUUGUUACUGCUAUUGGCGUUU